ACACAUCUACGCCAUACGACAAACUACACGUAUGUUCACAAUACCACCUGCCGACGUUCCCACGAGUCAUAUACAACUUACCACAAGUUUUCAGGGGCAUUCUCUGCAAUUUUUCUACCCUUUCUGUUGGACUGGCUGAAAAUACAACAUGCUGACGAUACUUGUCGUUCUGGCUGUCGUUUUGUCGUCUACAAACGGGCUGUCCUGUACGUCCAAUAUGGACUGUAUGUUGGCGAACGCAGGUUGCUGUCGUGUGGACGGUGUAGUGGUUCCAGGACAUACCGACCCUGUUCGCGGCGUCUGCGGCGCGUAUAUCCAGGAGGGUGAGCCGUGUGCUACCGGCUUCCCCGUGGCGUACAUGGGCGACUGCCGGUGUGAGACGGGCCUGGUGUGCUUCCCUGACCGCGGCUCCUACACGACGGGCACCUGCCGCACUCAGCAGUACGUGGACGAUCAUGGCGGAUUUCCCGUCAUGCCCAUCGGCAAGUAGAUGUUGGACCGUCCGCCAUCUUGAAUGAUGGAAACUUGAAUCUAUUUUGAAAUGAAUAAAAACGUCAUAUGA
This is a messenger RNA of Branchiostoma belcheri (Belcher's lancelet), 562 nucleotides long. RefSeq lists its product as uncharacterized. The record is from RefSeq and is a predicted model, not a curated record. The coding region runs from base 149 to 490 and encodes 113 amino acids. The transcript is spliced from 3 exons. NCBI's taxonomy places the organism in Eukaryota, Metazoa, Chordata, Leptocardii, Amphioxiformes, Branchiostomatidae.